AUGGCAGCCAAGUUGGCAGCUAAUUGCAAGAGAUUCAACAAGGCCAAGUGCUGGACUAUUUGUUUGAGGCAAGAAUGGGUUAUUCAACCUUUUAAGAGAAGGAAAGUUAAACGUUUAAGGCUGAGUUAUGUAUCUGGCCGCGUAUACACCCUCCCCUACCUGUGUGGCUCAACACCGACGGCCGCUGCCCGCGGGCCAGCAGAGGGCUCUGCGGCAGCGGCCCGGCGCGGCGCCCCAUCCCCGGAGGAAGAAACGGGCGGAGCGGGCACCGCGGAACACAGGCCCGGACCCGCCGAGUGCGAGCGGAUCGCGGGACAACACGGCGAGCAGGCGGCCACGUACCCGAACGUAUUCGGCUCCUCCACGAUCUUCAUCUUCCCCGCCGAGGCGAAGAGACCUGCUAGGAGAGAGCAGUUGGACGCGGCGGACGGACCAAACCGCCAGCCCGCCCGCUCGCGCCACGGCCCUCGCACCCACCGAGCGCCGCGCCCAGCGCCGCCAGCAGCAGCCCGGCCGCCAUCGCCCUUUCCGCCGGAAGCGGAAGCGCGCGCGCGCUGGGCGGGGUCUCCGCCGAGCGCGGCCAUGGAGCGAGGCCGGCGCGGGGGUCGGCGCGGGGGCCGGCGCGGGACUCGUAGCCUCGAGACUUUCGCGGCGGAAGCGGAGGCCGCGCUGAGAGCUUGCCUGGAGGGCGAGAGGGCCGCGGAUGGGGGCGCCCGGGAGGCCAAGUUCCCUUGCCCCCUUGCCAUGUGGGAGCUCGGACACUGCGAUCCCAAGAAAUGCACCGGGAGAAAACUAGCCCGGAAAGGGUUGCUGCGAACCCUUCGCCUCCGCCAGAGAUUCCCGGGCGUCGUCCUGAGUCCGCUGGCCACGGAGUACGUCUCUCCCGCCGACAGGAUUGUCAUUGCUCAGAGUGGAAUUGCAGUCGUAGAUUGCUCAUGGGCCAAAUUAGAAGAAACUCCCUUUAAGAGAAUAAAGGGGAGUCAUCUGCGGUUGCUGCCUUACUUGGUGGCUGCAAAUCCUGUAAACUACGGUCGGCCGUGCAAGCUGUCCUGUGUAGAAGCUUUUGCUGCAGCCUUCUGCAUUGUUGGAUUCCCAGAUCUAGCCACCAUUCUUCUAAGGAAAUUUAAAUGGGGUAAGACAUUUAUUGACCUGAACAAAAAUCUCUUGGAAAAAUACGCAGCCUGUCAUUGCCAGGACGACAUGCUAAGCAUUGAGAAGGACUUUUUAGCCUGUGUUCAAGAAAAAAAAGACGAAGUAGAUCCAUUUGAUGUUGACUUAGAAAAAGAAUUUUCUAAUCCCAACAGACCCGUCAAUUCCUCAGGUCUAGCACAAAGGAAGGAAGACUCUGAGGAGGACAGCAUGAGCAGUCCAGAUGAUGCCACUGAAAGCAGUGAAAGCACUGAUGAGAGCAGUCCAGAAGAAAUAAAAAUCCCCAAUAAUCCCAAAGAGUCGUAACAUCUCAUAUAAAGAAAUUUUCUUGUGGAUAAUUGAGUGUGUUUUACUGACCUUGUAACUUGGUGCUUAACAAACUGUCCUGGGGUGACGUCCCUGAGGCACACAUCACAUUGUUCUAUCUUUCUGCAUUAUCCACCACGUACAUCCUGGUUAUUGAGUCAGACAAUGGGACUCAUUUUAAGAACAUUUAAUUAACACUUGGGCUAGAGAACAUGGCAUUGAGUGGGUGUACCCAUAUCCCUUACCAUGCACCAGCUGCAGGUAAAGUGGAGAGGUACAGUGGAUUACUGAAAACCAUUUUGAAGGCAUUGGGUGGGAACAACAUUUAGCAAAGGCUACUUGGUUAGUUAACACCAGAGGUUCCAUCAACUGAGCAGGUCCUGCCCAGUCUGACUCCCUUAAUAUAGUGGAGAUAAAUUCCCCGUGGCCCAUGUUAGAGGUUUGUUAGGAAAGGCAGUAUGGGUUAAUCCUGCCUCGAGUACAGGCAAACCCAUUCGUGGGAUUGUCUUUGCUCAAGGAUCAGGAUGUACGUGGUGGAUAAUGCAGAAAGAUGGAACAACACGAUGUGUACCACAGGGAGAUCUGAUUGUGGGGUGAGACAGAAGAAAAUAUGUAAGUGUUGAAGGACUGAGUAAGUAAAAUGAAAGGAGAUGUGUGUUGAUGGACUGAGUAAGUGAAAUGAAAGUUUGUUUUUUUUAUGAAGUUCUUGAGCCUGUUCACGAUAUGGAGAUAAGGGGUGGAAUGUCCUGGGGUGACGUCGCAGUGCUCUCUAUCUCCAAAUCGUGUGUUGCUCAUGCCUGGAGGCUUUGUUUUGUCUAGCCAGGCAGCGUCCCGUCCCUCCCUCCGGGCGUGAGCGGCUGCUGCUGGCCAGCCCCGCCUCGCUCUGCCCCUGCUGCUGCUGCCGCCGCUUGGCUUGGCAGUUUUGCUUUGCUGCUGCUCGGUUUUUCCCCCUUCCGUUUUUUUUUGCUUCGCUUUAUUUUUCCUUAUUAGCUAGGAAUACCACUGGACAUCAAGAAAUCCCCGGACAUCUGUUCGUGAUAAGAAAUACGCGUUUUCUGCCCUCCCCAGCAUCGGCUGCAUCCACUCGGACGAGUGAAGUUUUUCUGCAUCACCCGUGGCUGUUUUUUCUCGUGAUGGGGAGUGGUUUUCUGUGUGUUUUGCUAAAUAAACAAGUUUUUUCCACUUUA
Messenger RNA from Oenanthe melanoleuca, 2642 nucleotides. It is a transcript of the gene TSR3, whose product is annotated as TSR3 ribosome maturation factor. Gene Ontology annotation, molecular function: rRNA small subunit aminocarboxypropyltransferase activity. NCBI's taxonomy places the organism in Eukaryota, Metazoa, Chordata, Aves, Passeriformes, Muscicapidae. The transcript has 7 exons. The coding region runs from base 1 to 1455 and encodes 484 amino acids. The record is from RefSeq and is a predicted model, not a curated record. Gene Ontology annotation, biological process: maturation of SSU-rRNA.